CCUUCCCUAUCUAGUCUUCCGCCCACUGGGCUCCUUCAGUUGAAGAUCAGGCUUUCCACUCCUGGGCAGAGCGGGCUGCGUUUCCAGGGUAACGAGGAGAGCGUCCCGCAUUAACCAAUCACAGGGCGGCCCCUCCCCGCGGGCCGGUUUGAAAUCCUGGCGCAGGACAAACGGUUCUAGUCGCUUUCGCUCGGAGGUCAGAGCCUCGUCUGUUACUGCCGGAGCGGUCUGGUAGGCGCGGGCUGAGAGAAUUUGGGGUCCGAUUGGAAGCUGUUGGGGGACGCCUACUCCACCAGGACUGAGUCGGAGUCGGACAGGCUUCGGCUGGAAGCAGCCGCCAUGAGGAGAAGUGAAGUGCUGGCAGAGGAGUCGGUGGUUUGUCUCCAAAAAGCCCUGAACCAUCUUCGAGAAAUCUGGGAAUUGAUAGGAAUUCCAGAGGACCAGAGGCUACUGAGGACUGAGGUUGUCAAGAAGCACAUCAAGGGUCUGUUGGACAUGAUGAUUGCAGAAGAAGAGAGUCUAAAGGAGAGGCUCUUAAAAAGUAUCAAUGUUUGUCGAAAAGAGCUUAACACUCUGUGCAGGGAGUUAAGCCUGGAAUGCUUUGAAGAGAAAGAAGAGAGCACCAUCUUGGAGCUAGAAAAGGCUUUGCGUACUCAGGUGGAAGUGAUGUUCAAGAAAAAGAAGGAGAGAAUGCAAGAACUGAAAGCGCUUCAGGAACGGGACCAAGACUUGUGUGAGAUUCUUUGUACGACACCCUAUGACAUUGACAGUGCUUCUGUCCCCAGCUUGGAGGAGUUGGACCAGUUUAGGCGGCACCUGGAAGCUCUGGCUGAAACCAAGGCAAACAGAAGGGAGGAAUUUGUCAGCACAAAGAGGCAAAUCAUACUCUGUAUGGAAGAACUGGAUCACACCCCAGACACGAGCUUUGAGAGAGAUGUGGUGGUUGAGGAUGAAGAUGCUUUAUGCCUGUCCCUGGAGAACAUAGCUUCACUACAAAAGCUGCUCCACCAGCUGGAAAUGCGGAAAGCUCAGAAUGAAGCUGUGUGUGAGGGGCUGCGAUCCCGAAUCAGAGAGCUCUGGGACAGGUUACAAAUACCCUUUGAGGAGAGAGAAACCAUGGCCAUGUUCAUGACUGGGUCAAAGGCCAAGAUAAGGAAGGCGCUGCAAUCAGAAGUGGACCGGUUGGAGGAACUGAAGAUACAAAACAUGAAGAAAGUGAUUGAAGCAAUCCGUGUGGAGCUAGCUCUGUAUUGGGAAAAGUGUUUCUACAGCCAGGAGCAGAGACAAGCCUUUGCCCCCUAUUUUGAUGAGGAUUAUACAGAGACCCUACUCCAGCUCCAUGACUCGGAACUAGUGCAGCUGAAGCAUUACUACGAGACUCACAAAGAACUGUUUGAAGGUGUUCAGAAGUGGGAAGACAGCUGGAGGCUUUUCUUAGAGUUUGAGAGAAAAGCUUCAGAUCCAAGCCGAUUUACAAACAGAGGUGGAAACCUCCUCAAGGAAGAGAAGCAAAGAGCCAAGCUCCAAAAAACUCUCCCGAAGCUGGAAGAAGAGUUGAAGGCGAGGAUUGAACUGUGGGAACAAGAGCAUUCAAAGGCCUUUGUGGUGAAUGGGCAGAAAUUCAUGGAGUAUGUGAUGGAGCAGUGGGAAAUGCAUCGUUUGGAGAAAGAGAAAGCAAAGCAGGAGAGACAGCUCAAGAAGACCCAGCAAACAGAAACCGAGAUGCUCUAUGGCAGUACACCCAGGACGCCCAGCAAGCGGCGGGUGCUGGGCCCCAACACACCAGGCAAAGUCCGAAAGCUUAAUUCCACCACAGUCUCCACUGCCACUCCCAAUAGCACCAUCCGCUCUGUCUUCGGUGGGACUGUCUACCAUUCCCCAGGGUCCCGCCUUCCACCUGCUGGAGGCAAGCCAUCCAAGACUCCUACCCGUUUGGGGCAAAAGACAGCCCCUCUGGGCAGACAGGGGCACAACAAAGAGAAUAUUGAGUUGAGUGGCAGCAUCCUGACUGGUGGGUGUCCCUACUCGGCCCCUCUCCAGCGUAACCUCACCGUUAAUUCUGUUGCCAGCACCUAUUCUGAGUUUGCGAAGGACCCUUCCCUCUUUGACUGCUCAUCUGUUGGGUUCUCAGCGAGAACUUUCAAAGGCUUCCAGAUCUGACGUCCCUUCUCGAGUCCUCAAUUCUACCAAUAUCCAGUCCUGAGAAGGCCCUCAGCAUCCUCCCCGCUGUGGCUUCCCUGUGCCAACACUGGACGUAAAGACACUGGGGGUGGCUUGUGUAUAUAUCUAUAUCUAUAUAUAUAUAUAUAUAUGUAUGUAUCUUUCAUUGCAGGCUUAUUCUCAAUCAAGGAGAUGUUUAAACCAAUGACUGGAUCCAAAGCUCAGGGACUGAUAAAAGGUUACAGCCACAGUGCACAAGCCUUUUAUACGUCCAGUUGGUCCUAGGGACUUAGUUUUAAUCAGUAAUUCGUCCUCAUUGACUCUAAAUAAAGUAAACCUAGUUUAAUGUAAAUAGCUCAAAGUGUAAAUCUGAAUAUUCUAAAAGACCUAUAGUUGUUUUUUUUUACCCUGUUCCUUGACUCACUUAAAUGAGUUUAUGGGCAUCAUUUUUGUUCCUUUAGUGGAAUAGAAGAUGGCUGGUCAAAUCCCUCCUUUUCAUAGUGUAAUUUUGGCUCAUAGACUCAUAAUUAAAACUUUUUCAUUUUGGUAAUUUUUAAUGAAUUAACCCCUUACUUUAGGUUUGUUCUCUCCCUCAAAGGGCUAUCCCCUUCAAUACUACUUAGGGUAGCCUACUUACUAACUGACUAGAAUUACGGUAGAUAUAAUCCGCUUCUUUAUUUGAAAUUGAGAUAGUUCAUAAGGAAAACAGAAAUUACUACCAAAGAACUGACUAGGUAGAUUAGGCUAAAUCCCUGCAAGGAAGAGAACUUGCCCUUUCCCUCCCUCCCACCUCUAUUUAUGUUGUCUUUGGUUAUGUUGGUUGUUAUGUCUCUUUCCCCUCCCAGAGUUAAGCCUCCGAGCAUUGCUUUCAAGUGAGUCUGUGUGUGUGUGUGUGUGUGUGUGUUGUCCCUUCUACUCAGCUGUCAUUCUUGUCUGAAUCCAGUGUCCUUAUCCAUGUCCAUCUUCCUCUUGUGCAGUAAGAGCAAGACUGAGGUUGAGGGGUAGUUACAAAAUUGGUUACUGAUUGUACAAGAAAAUCUGGAACUCUAUUUCUCGUGUUAAGGGAGCUGCCCUGGUUACUGUUCAUAAUGCUUAAGAAUCAUGCUUAUGUACUUUAUUACUCUGGCUCUCCCCAAAGCACUGUUUAUUCUCUAACUGUGGGUAUUUCUUCAACUUGUACGCCUAAGCACAUGCUGCUAUGGUCAUCACAUUAA
Molecule: messenger RNA, 3374 nt
Organism: Dromiciops gliroides (monito del monte)
Lineage: Eukaryota; Metazoa; Chordata; Mammalia; Microbiotheria; Microbiotheriidae
Gene: PRC1
Product: protein regulator of cytokinesis 1
Biological process (GO): mitotic spindle midzone assembly; microtubule cytoskeleton organization
Cellular component (GO): mitotic spindle midzone; spindle; cytoplasm
Molecular function (GO): microtubule binding
Source: RefSeq, a predicted model, not a curated record